Messenger RNA from Hyla sarda, 1602 nucleotides. It is a transcript of the gene SNX5, whose product is annotated as sorting nexin 5. The coding region runs from base 145 to 1347 and encodes 400 amino acids. Gene Ontology annotation, molecular function: dynactin binding; phosphatidylinositol binding. The transcript is spliced from 13 exons. Gene Ontology annotation, biological process: pinocytosis; intracellular protein transport. The record is from RefSeq and is a predicted model, not a curated record. Lineage: Eukaryota; Metazoa; Chordata; Amphibia; Anura; Hylidae. Gene Ontology annotation, cellular component: endosome.
AGGCGUGGGUAUGACUUGGAGUAUGUGGGCGGGGUCUGGACGCUGUGUGUUGCCGGUGAACUCUAGCGCCCGUGUGUCAGGAAGCGCAGUCCCGGCAGUCAGCAGAGCUCUCCCGGCUACAGCGAGCUGUCCAGCACCGGCGGCAUGGCCUCCCUGGCGGUAGACGACAGCAGCUCCAACAAGGUGAGGUCAGUAUCUGUGGAUCUCAACACUGACCCCUCCCUGCAGAUUGAUAUUCCAGAUGCACUAAGCGAGCGUGAAAAGGUCAAGUUUACUGUCCAUACAAAGACCACAUGGAACACCUUUCAGAGUCCGGAAUUCUCUGUGACCCGUCAACAUGAAGACUUCAUUUGGUUACAUGAUGUACUUACGGAGACCGAGGAGUAUGCUGGAAUUAUUAUACCACCGACUCCUGCAAAACCUGAUUUUGAUGGGCCCAGAGACAAAAUGCAAAAGCUCGGAGAAGGCGAGGGCUCCAUGACAAAGGACGAAUUUGCCAAAAUGAAACAAGAAUUGGAAGCUGAGUAUUUGGCCGUGUUUAAGAAGACCGUGUCGGUGCAUGAAGUCUUCCUCCAGAGAAUCGCCUCUCACCCCAUCUUGAGCAAAGACCACAACUUCCAUAUAUUCCUGGAAUACGACCAAGAUCUAACUGUAAGAAGAAAAAAUACAAAAGAAAUGUUUGGAGGGUUUUUCCGGAGCGUGGUGAAGACUGCGGAUGAAGUUCUUUUUUCUGGUGCAAAGGAAGUUGAUGAAUUCUUCGAGCAAGAAAAAAUGUUUCUUGUCAAUUAUCACAAUAGGAUUAAGGACUCCUGCGCCAAAUCUGACAAAAUGACGCGAUCUCACAAAAAUGUAGCGGACGAUUACAUCCACAUUUCUGCUGCUCUGGUCUCUCUAGCCGAUGAGGAGAACACUCCUGUUAGAAAAUAUCUACUGAAGUUAGCAGAAUUGUUUGAAAAACUCAGGAAAGUAGAAGCCAGAGUUGCUUCAGAUGAAGACCUAAAGCUGUCCGAACUCUUACGAUACUAUGUGCUCAAUAUCGAAGCUGCCAAGGACCUAUUGAUGAGGAGGACAAAGAGCCUGGUCGAAUAUGAGAACUCAAACAAAGCUCUUGAUAAGGCCAGGUUGAAAAGCAAAGAUGUGAAACAGGCCGAGCUGCAUCAACAACUGUGCUGCCAGAAAUUUGAGAAGCUCUCGGAGUCUGGGAAACAGGAACUGACUAGCUUCAAACAAAGAAGGGUGUCUGCUUUCCGAAAAAACCUGGUAGAGAUGACAGAGUUAGAAAUUAAGCAUGCCAAGAAUAACAUGUCCUUAUUACAAAGCUGCAUUGACCUCUUUAAAAACAGCUAAAAAGGAGCCUUAACCUAAAGAAGCACCAACUUCAAUGUGAUCUAAACUUUGGGUCCUAGAAGAUUACCAUAGAAGUCAAGCUAUAUAUUAGUAUAUAUGUUUUGUAAAGUUUCUAACAAUGGGGGAAAUCUAAUUUCUAUACUAAAGAUGAUAUUUUCUUUAAGCUUUGCGCAAAAAGUUUAAGCUGAUCUUUUUUCUGUAUUUGUUGGGCAAGAUCUGCUUCAUUGUAUAUAUUAAUACAAAUAUACAUACAAA